CCAACAUCCACUUCCGGAAUGUAGCGAAACAAAAUAAUAAAGAUGGUUGGAAGAUUCCCUUCCUAGCCCUAAGAAAAAGCGUCACGUCUCUGUAUCUUCGAACGAAGCAUGCUGAUAUUGUGAUUGUCAUGGUGGAAAAUUCUCCCUCCCCCCUGCCAGAAAGAGCCAUCUACGGCUUUGUUCUGUUCCUUGGCUCACAAUUUGGCUUCUUUUUGUAUUUGGUGUGGGCCUAUGUACCAGAUGAAUGGCUUCAUUCAAUAGGGCUUACUUACUGGCCUCAAAAGUAUUGGGCUGUUGCUGUGCCAAUCUAUCUGCUGGCUGCAGUAGUAGUCUGUAUAGUCAUGUUGUUUGGGGUGAACAUGAUUAACACUGCUCCACUCAGCUCAGUGGACAACAUAACAGAUGUCUAUGCCAGAGGUCAGCGGAUAGAUGACUGCCAGAAGAGGGCCAUACCCAGAUUAAAGGAUGUUUCCAUCAGUGAAGUGAACAGAAUUUUUUAUUUAUCACCUCAAUGACAACCAGAAUUGUCCCAAAGUGAAUACGGGACCAGGAAGUAUUGCAUUACCUCAGUGAGGAUGCUGACUAAGAAAAUUAACAAAUAGCUGAUUGAUGCAGUGUUUUAUAUGCACUGCAGAGAUAAUUGCUUGAUGGAAAAGUGUUUUUAGUAUUUGUCAAGAGCUACAGUUGUUUUUCCCCUAUUGUAAAUGUCUUUAAAAUUAUUUCCUUUUUUUUAAUUGGAAUUUUCAUUUUGUGGUAUAAAUGAUUUUUUGGUCUGGAUUCACAAGUCGUCUGAAAAAUAAAUCUCAGAAGCUCCUCGAGCGUUCCGUAGAAAGUU
Molecule: messenger RNA, 835 nt
Organism: Salvelinus sp. IW2-2015
Lineage: Eukaryota; Metazoa; Chordata; Actinopteri; Salmoniformes; Salmonidae
Gene: pigp
Product: phosphatidylinositol glycan anchor biosynthesis, class P
Biological process (GO): GPI anchor biosynthetic process
Cellular component (GO): endoplasmic reticulum
Molecular function (GO): phosphatidylinositol N-acetylglucosaminyltransferase activity
Source: RefSeq, a predicted model, not a curated record